Molecule: messenger RNA, 547 nt
Organism: Geodia barretti
Lineage: Eukaryota; Metazoa; Porifera; Demospongiae; Tetractinellida; Geodiidae
Source: the annotation of a GenBank genome assembly
GACUGGACUUCACUUUUCGCAUUCAGAGAUGACAGCUAGAAUAAUUUACUGAGACGCUAGCUUUGUCAUGUUGCAGAACUGCAAGGUGCUCAGAAGAUGCAACAGUGAUGCACCGCAUAAUACGAGCCUUCAGAUCUCUCGGAAGGUGGAAAACGCCGUAUCCUCGAAACAAACUCCAUUUUCCUCUCUACUACCGAAAAAUUGUAUUCCAUGCUGCUGCAUCCAUGCUACUAGCAAGUGGACUGAUGUGUGCAGGAAUCAUUGACCUAAUACUCCUGCUAGCCUUUGAAAAACCUCAUCUUACCACACAUAACUCUCUCGUCACUGUAAUGAUUCUGCACUGCAUAUCCUUCUAUCUGUCUGUGUUUGGAUUCAUUCACUCCUUUGAAGCAAGUCUCUUUACACUAACAAAACUUUCUACAGUAUCUGGAGGUCUGUCGCUGUUAUCUCUCCUACUGAGAAUCACUCAAGAACUGGUAUUAGCAGGGUUCUACCCAUCAGAAUAUGCCAUUUCCUAGCUAAUACAACAACGUACAUAUUUUUUGUA